AUGUCUACUUCCCUGGGAGCACGUCAUCCAGUCCAUGAGCAACCUCCCACCAAGCGCAAGAGAAGCGACGAUGAAGAAAGCUCCACACCGAAGAAAAAGGCACCAACCAAGGUGCCAUCAACGCGAAAGUCCAGGACAGCGAGCGAAUCCGAGAGACUUUACAAAGAUAGCACCAAAGCCAUCGAGAGAGGAAUCCAAGCUCUUGACAAAAGAGUUAAAAGUCUCAAAUGGCUCGAUAUGAACGACUGCAUUCUGGCCCUUACAAUCGACAACUACGCAGCAGCUGCUACCGAGCAUCUGCCGAAUGUGUUCGAGCUGAAAGGCAUGGAUAACGGAAUCGCACUUGCAUUCGACCUGACGAUGGCUAUCGCUGAUAUAUCGUACAAAGACCUCGAAAUGUCAGGAUGGGGCGAUGCUGAAGCAUCCUAUGAGGAGUUAGACGGAGUUUUGCUGAGCCUCAUCCCGAGUCGUGAGAAGCCAACAACCAGUCUGGCAAGUCUGCCUGAAGUGCCACUUCGAUGGACGCCCGAUGGUGUUGAUCCCAGUCCUUCUGGAACCGGACGACCCGGCACCUUGCAUCAAGGCUGGACCUACGCCCGGAAAAUGAAGCGGGAGAAGGACAGACGCGAGGCGAGGAGGGACAGGAGAGAGACAACACAGAAUUGGGUGUCUAUUGCUCUUUCUGAGUUGAAGGAAGACAGAGACUACCUGGACGCCUACGGGAUAGAAGGCUACUUCCCAAAGAGCAUCGCAGCUCUGGAAGGCAUCCUCGCCGAACAGUCCUCCCCUGAAGCAGCGUCUCCAUCAGGGGGUAGCGCUUGA
Aureobasidium pullulans EXF-150 is the source of this 822-nucleotide messenger RNA. RefSeq lists its product as uncharacterized. The transcript has a single exon. NCBI's taxonomy places the organism in Eukaryota, Fungi, Ascomycota, Dothideomycetes, Dothideales, Saccotheciaceae. The coding region runs from base 1 to 822 and encodes 273 amino acids. The record is from RefSeq and is a predicted model, not a curated record.